Molecule: messenger RNA, 2158 nt
Organism: Moneuplotes crassus
Lineage: Eukaryota; Ciliophora; Spirotrichea; Euplotida; Euplotidae
Source: the annotation of a GenBank genome assembly
AGAACAAUGAACACAGUAAUUCUGAAUCAAUCAAAGGUUGGUCUUAAUGAUUCAACUAUGAGCAAAUCAUCUCGAAGCAUCUACAAAUACAGCUUUAAGUUCACAGCAUUAAAUCUGAAGAGUUUAACUAAGAAGAGUGCCAGUUUAGGACUCUGUCUGCAGAUUGAUUCACAGAAGAAAGGCAAAUAAAUUAAAAUCACUGUUCAAGAAGGAUCAGCUAGAAAUUGAUAUUCCUCUGAUUAAAGAUGCAAAAAAAGGAUUCCUGAGAAAGAAUGUCGUUUUUAAGGUAUUGAUGAAAUCUAGUAAAAAUAAUGCUAAGAUUAUUGGACAAGCCAUUUGUAAUGUUGCUGAUCUUAUCUAUCCUCCUGAUAAGAAUACUAUACCUUUUGAGCAAAGAAUUAAUCUCAAAUUUGUAAACUCUUUAGGACAAGUUAGUUGUUUAAAAGAUUAUGUCACUCUUAAUCUAAAUGUCAAAUCGACCUUCAACGGUGGCUCUGGAAAAUAUGGGACUUCAAAAUCUAUCUUUGGUGGUCUUGAAAAGGGAGGGCAUUUUAACUUUGAAACUGCUUCUCAAAUCCCUGAUGAUAUUUCUAAUAUAACAGAAAGCUUUGCAUUUGACUUUGAUGAGUCUAUGCAAAUGGACAGUAAUUUUGGAUCAGAUCUAUUUGAAGAGAGUCCAAUUCGGUACAGCACAAAUAAAAAGGAAGAGACUUCUCCAGACUUAAAGAACUUAAAAAGUGCAUCAAUGAAAGUUGAUUCGAACAUAAUUGAUCUCAGUGAAGGUUCCAGGACAACAAGAAACCAAGAUAGUCCAAAGAAGAAAUACAAAAAGAUGGAACUUGGAAAUACACAAAGAGUUUCAUUAUUAUCUCAAAAACUCUCUGAUGAUACUGCAAACAGCUCCCACUUAAGGCAGCAUUCGAAUUGAGGAGAUAUUAACAGUGAGAAAUCAAAUAUUGAAAGAGACAGCACUUACCUAAUCAUGAAAGAGCAAUUUGAAAGAGAGAAGAACAACUGUAAAAUUGUAAAUAAUCAGAAUGAAGCUCUUCUUCUUCAGAAAGCUGAUUUAUUACACAAAAUUACUCAGCUCCAAGACCAGCUUAAAUCUUCUGAGGAGACACAGAGAAAUUUAAACAAUGAGAAUGAAGCUCUCAAGUCUAAAAACGAAGAACUAAUAAACUCUCAAUAUGCAAAUGCUAGUGAUAAGCUAAGUAUGCUAGCGAAUGAGUUAGAGGCUAAGGAAGAAGAAAUGAAAUCUGCUCUUGCUGAUAAAUCUCUUGAGAUUCAACAAAUCAAGACCGUUCUCGAUGCGAAGCAAUCUCAGAUAUCUAAAAUGAAUGCAACUCUUGAACUGAAGGACAGUAGAAUAAAGACACUUGAAGGAAACAUCAAGCUGCUAGAGGGAGAAGUUAAGUCAAAGAGCAAGGAAAUAUCCACUUUUGAGUAUUCAACUAAAAAUCAAAUCGAGAGUUCGGUGAAAAAGAGAGAUGAGAAAAUCAAUGAAAUGAGAAAUGAUAUUUCAAUGAAAAUCAUCAGGCUGAAAAAGCUUGAAGAGAAAGUUGCAGACCUGACUAAACAGCUUGAGCAGGAAAAGGAAGGGGCUUCAAAGAAGGAGAAAACAAUGCAAGAGACCAUAAAUGAGCUCAAGAAGUAUAACCAAGAGACUACUCAAAUGUACAAAUCAAAGCUAUUCCAAGCAGAAAACGAGCUAGAGAUUGUCAAGAAGGAUAUUGAAUCCCAAAAGAAUAGGAUAUAUACUGCUGUUGAUAGUGUUAAGGCUGACCUAAACUUAAAGAUAUCUGAAAGAGAUGUCGUAAUCGAAAAGAUGAAGAAUCAGAUAUCUAUAAUGAAAUCUAAACAGAAUUCAAAUCAAAGUCAGGAGAGACACUGGGUUAUCGAAUCAAACUUACGUGAUAUCAUUUCUGAACACAAGCAAAAGCUGAUUCAAGAGAAAACUCAAAGAGAGAAAAUAGAGAAAGAGUUAGAGAUGUACUCCCAAAUGUUGAUUAAGAUUAAGGCCGAGUGGGCUAACUGAGAGCAUGAGAAAGAAAUCAUAAAGUUUGAAUCUCUGAAAAAAGAUGAGCUUAUUGAAGAAUAUGAGACAGAGUACAAUUACCUAGAGAAAGAAUACCAGAAGCUAAUGAAAACUGCUAAAUAG